Molecule: messenger RNA, 564 nt
Organism: Trichomonas vaginalis G3
Lineage: Eukaryota; Parabasalia; Trichomonadida; Trichomonadidae
Product: cysteine proteinases family
Exons: 1
Coding region: 1-564 (187 amino acids)
Source: RefSeq, a predicted model, not a curated record
AUGGAGCAUUUGGGAGAUGUCGGAUAUACGCCAGUGAAAGCACUUGCCGAAAUUUAUGAUCAGAUGUUGCACUACCGCCACAAGGAAUACACAAUUUCAUGCUCACAAUUCAUCACAACACUCGGCAAGCAAUACUUCCAGCAGCAAGAUGCCGAUGACACAUUUCAAAAGAUUGUGCAUGAUGUUACGGAAUCAGCAAACAAACCAGAUAUUGCCGUUACAUUCCAAUAUCAAACUGAGACUCCUGAUGAAAGCUUCUAUUCGGUUUCGCUUCACAUUCCUCUUGUUGCAGCAGGUAUUGAUCAAGGAAUUAAACAAAUGUGCACAGAUGAUUCUCAUAUCAAUGAAAUCUCAACAUUCCUCUGGGUCGACGUUCAGAGGAAUUGGUCUGAUCCAAAUGUCUUCUUUGACAAAUUUGAGAUCAAGAAGAACUACAAAACUCAACACAGUGAUGGAACGUAUGUAUUUAAGAUACAUUCCAUUAUUGCUUAUCAUCAAGGUCAUUUCGUUGCCUUCGUCAACAAAGGAAGAGUUUGGUUCAUGCUCGACGAUGAAAUUACUUAA